CCUCGGGCGCUAGACGUCCUGGCGGUUCAGUGUCGUGCGCGAUUUCGUAUGCGGCGCUUGUCAACUUCCGGCCGUGACGGGCUUCCACGUACGGGGUCGAUCGUUUCGAUUCUAAAGUUUUGUCAGGUAGAAGAUAACAGAUAAUUGGAAGCACGUAUUAAAUGGAAGAGAUGUGUAGUUCGAUUUAUCGGUGAAUCAUGAGCCAGGAACGAAACGAAAGACCCGUCCCUACUUCCUGCCACAAAAGUUAUCCUAAAGAGAACUCUUGACUUGGACGGUCGAUGAUGAAUGACUUUUGAGGCCGAGAAAUUAACUAGGAUGCAGCGUUUCGACGACGGUCUGACAACGAAGCGAAUAAAAUAUCAAACAGCCCGUCUGUCGUGAGUCGGUAAAAAUAAAAAAGAGAGGGAGAGAGAGAGAGACAGACAGAAAGAGAUAGAAAAGAGGAAAGUGAGAGGCGUGCUGCGCACUCUGGCUGGAGAGAACAGGAAGCGAAAGGGAAAAAUAAAUCCUCUGUGGGAAUCGAUGGUAACGCGUUAGUAUAAUUAAAAUCGGUAGCUGGCUCGCGGAACAGGAACACUAGAAUAAAUUUUCUGACAGAUUAAACUGAGCCGCGGUAAAGUAAUUUCCUCAUUAACGGAGGGAUUAGAAGAGCAGUGGUACUCGUGAUUCUACCGGUGAACUUGAACUUUUCAUACAGGAAAACAUUCUAAUCGUUCGAUUCGCGGUAGCGUAGAAAGUAACAGGUUUCGGUUAGUCUAAAGAGUAUACGGCUGAUCGACGAUCGAAAAGAUGCUGUCCGAAUACAACGAAGAGAUUGAGGAUCACUAACGAGAUUCUGAAAUCGAUUACGCGUGCUGAGUUAUUUCAGAGAUCAAUAACAUCGUCGAUCGUAGUGCGACGGCCGUUAUUAUCUUUAUCAUCGCUCAUACAUCGCGCGAUCAGAAACCGUCCGAUUCGGGCAAUCGAGCCACAAGUUGGUUGAUGGUCUGCAAAUAGCUGGACAGCGGCGUGCGGUAACUGCAAGAAAAGCAUCCUGUGUAUGUGCUACACGAUGGAAUCCCGCUCGUAAUGACUCGUAAUUGCGCGAAGGAGGAGCCAACGUCGUGCUGGAACGAUUUAAGGAACACCUAGCACCACCCUCUCUCCCCCUGGCUAUAAUGAUUAGGUGCACGCGACUUCAAGGAUUACCCGGUUGAAGUGUGGUGAGCCAAGGAUAAGAGAUUGCGGUGGACGUAUCUGAAUACGGAACGUCGACUUUCCAACCAAGAUAGGUUAUCGCCAUCCGAGUAUUCAGUCGGUGUCCUACGUAAAUUACAGAUCGACCGUGACGUUGUUGUAGCGAUUCUACUCGUCGACGUUGAGAGGGUUCAACCAGAUUUAAUUAAGGGGGGCAAACAUGGACACGUCGCCUACGUUGAGUAUCGGUGGCUCGAGGGCUAGAGCAGCGCUUUUGACUACCAGUGGUACCGGGACCGGAAGUACCGAUAGACGUGUCGUCUUUUUAGCUAGUCAACCGACCGUUGGGAGUAGUCACGAGACCAAGACUUGGCCGCACCAUUGGUCACCGCAUACGACCGGUAACAGUUACAAAUCGCCCGAGGAGUCGCCGCAUUCGGAGCACAGCAGAUUGAGAAUGUCUCGAGGGCAGUCAGGCUGGUCGGACGAGCCGUGCACGUCGACCGGAGGUCGAAACGUGCGACAGUCGGCAGGGCCAUCAUCAAGGACGACACCUCCGAUUCUCGAGGACCGCACUUCCGGCACCGCGUCAUGUAAAGGUGGAUUCAGGUUAGGUGUUUAUGGAUGGAGGAAAAGGUGUUUGUACUCUCUGGUGCUCACUUUGAUGGUCAUCGUGAUCCUGAACCUGGCGCUCACCGUGUGGCUGCUUAAAGUCAUGGGAUUCAGUUCCGAGGGAAUCGGUUCCCUGAAGGUAGUGCCCGGAGGGGUCGAGCUUAGAGGUCAGGCCGCCGUAUUGGAUGCUCUGGUGGCCUCCAGCCUGAGAUCCAGACGAGGAAAGAAUCUGGUGCUCGAGUCCUGGAGCAACUUCACCGCUUCCGCCAGGUCGCACGAUGGCCGAUUACUCGCCCGGUUCACCGUUGGCGAGGAUCGCGUGGACUGCGUGUCGAGAGGUUUCCGGAUAACCGACCCUCGAGGAGGAGUUCUCUUCUCAGCAGAUAGGGAGCAGGUGGUGGUGGGGGCAGAAAUGUUGAGGGUGACUGGCGACGGGGGUGCUGUUUUCCAGGGCAGUGUUCAAACGCCUCUCGUCAGAGGGGAAUCUGGACGUGGUCUCAGACUGGAGUCAGCAACCAGAUCCCUGAAGAUCAGCGCUCCCCAGCGAGUGGUCAUUGAAUCCUGGGCGAACGAGAUCUCAGCCUCGUGUUUAACGGAUCUGAAACUUCAAAGCGUACACGGUGGCAUCAAAUUGGACGCGAAGACUCUCUUCAUGAAAGGCUUGAAGACAGCCAGUCCUAACCAAGCACAUUCUUCGAGAGAACAGCAGCAGCAACAGCAGCACUCCACCAGGACGUCCUCUCACCAAAGUCAGAGAGACACGACCAUUUAUCAGUUAUGUGCCUGUGCUAACGGCAAACUUUUUUUGGCUAGGUCCGAAGGGACGUGUCAAGCGGACAAAUCGAUUUGCUAAUACUAAGCGAUUAAGCUAGACGCGACUCGAUGUUUGAAAAAAUCUAAAUAAAGGAUCCUCGCAAUGGAGAAGAUACCGAUCCUACGAUGAAACGCGAUGUAAUCAGAUUGACGAGCGGAACGAGCAGAUGGUGAUCGAAAUUCGUCGCGCGGAAGUUGUAGAAAUUGAUGGAGGUUGCGGUGCAUGGUAGUCGAAGUCCCGAGAUCGCCCGAGGCCUUUCGCUUUUCGCUGAUGUUUCCGCUCUAGAACGACGCGUGGACGCUGGUUCCCAUCGUUUAGGUCCGCGUUUCGCUGUUUUAUUCCGCUGGAUCCUAUGGACAAAGCGUUGGCGCCUCGUGAAAGAUGAAAAGGGAAAACAAAUGAACACUCUUAGAAAUCGUGUUUCCAAUGGCGGUGCUAAUUCCCGAUCGGUGGAUCGACAAACAGCGAAGCUACUACGAAAUGAAUGUAUAUCUUGUAUAUUAACGAAAUGGAUUAUCGGUAGUCAGCGGCUGGUAAUCGAAUCGUCAUCUCGUUCCUGUCUGUCCCUGCCCUGUCGUUAGGUCGAAUCAUUUUCCCUCGCCCAAUUCUCCCUUGCUGGUUUCUUUUGCGCAAAAUAUCGUUCGUGUGACCAGUCGAUAGGCAACGAUUUGCAGUUCCUUUGAACCCGAUCGAACGAAAGUUUAAAAAGAAGAGAAUGAGAGAGAGAGAGAGAGAGAGAUUAAAAUGCAUAUGAGAAAGAAAGAGAAAGACGUGUGAAGAGAUAUAUCUUGCCAUGUUAAAACUAUCGUUUCUAGCGUGUGCGCAAAAAUCUGUGUGUUUUCGCCCGGUUCCGGAUACGCCGAUUAGAGUGACACAUCGCGAUUAGAGGAACCUUUAUUUUGGAGCGUGUUUUGCGAUUAAACGGAGACGCAAGUGUAGUUCACUGUAAAAGGAUCUGAUUGUGCGAUCCAGCUUGCACGCUGUACAUCGGCCAUGUCCAUCUAUUUAUGUAUGUGGCAAUAAAGUGGUUAUUGUUACUAUUAUUAUUAAA
This is a messenger RNA of Bombus pascuorum, 3656 nucleotides long. It is a transcript of the gene Scgdelta, whose product is annotated as zeta-sarcoglycan. The coding region runs from base 1400 to 2644 and encodes 414 amino acids. The record is from RefSeq and is a predicted model, not a curated record. Lineage: Eukaryota; Metazoa; Arthropoda; Insecta; Hymenoptera; Apidae. The transcript has 7 exons. Gene Ontology annotation, cellular component: sarcoglycan complex; sarcolemma. Gene Ontology annotation, biological process: heart contraction; cardiac muscle tissue development.